AUGCCGCUUAAAGCUAUGAAAGGUAGCAAGCAUUUGCUUGCUGCUUUCUUUCUUUCUUUCUUUCUUCGUGUAUUUUUUCUUCCUUUCUGCAAUUUUCCUUGUAUGCCAGUUUCUUUCUUUCUUUUCUUUUUUCUUUCUUUCUUUCUUUUUUUCAUUGCUUCUUUCUUUCUUUCUUUCUCAACGGCUAUUUCCUUUUUCCCACUUUCAUCUUUUAAUCUUUCUUUCUUUAAUGCUGUUUGUAUGAUUCUUUCUUUCUUUCUUUCUUUCUUCUUCAAAUCCUUUCAAUUUCCUUUCUUUCUUUUUUCUUUCUUUCAAUCCUUUCAAUUUCCCUUCUUUCUUUCUUUCUUUCUUUCUUUCUUUCUUUCUUUCUUUCUUUCUUUGCCAUCCUUUCAAUUUUCUUUCUUUCUUUCUUUCUUUCUUUCUUUCUUUCUUUCUUUCUUUCUUUCUUUCUUUCUUUCACAGCCGCAAUUCCAUUUUUCUCACUCUCUUUUAUUAAUUCUGUCUUUAGUGUUUCUUAUUUUCUUCAGGCAAUUUCCUUUCUGUUUUCUUUCUUCCUUUUUCUUUCAUAAUUGUAUGUCAGUUUCUUUCUUUCAUUCUCCUUUUCUUUCUUUCUUUCUUUCUUUCUUUUCUUUCUCGGCAAUUAUUUCCUUUUUCACACUUCUCUCUUUUAUUGAUUCUUGCUUUAGUGUUUAUUACUUUCAUUGUUUGUUUGUUUCUUUCUUUCUUUCUUUCUCUCUUUCUUUCAAUUUUUCUUUCUUUCUUUCUUUCUUUCGUUCUUUCUUCUUCACCUCCUUUCAAUUUCCUUUCACACUUUCUUUCUUUCUUUCUUUCUUUCAUACUCAUUUUCUUUCUUUCUUUCUUUCUUUCUCGGCGACUAUUUCCUUUUUCGCACUUCUCUCUUUUAUUGAUUCUUGCUUUAGUGUUUAUUACUGUCAUUGUUUGUUUCUUUUUCCUUCCUUUCUUUCUUUCAAUUCUUCUUUCUUUCUUUCUUUCUUUCUUUAUUCCUUCAAUUUUUCAUUUCCUCGUACAAUUUUUCUUUCUUUUUCUUUCUUUCUUUCUUUCAUGCAAUUUUUCUUUCUUUUUUAUUUCCUCGUACAAUGUUUCCUUCUUUACUUUCUUUUCUUUCUAUUUUUCUUUCUUUCUUUCUUCAUGCAAUGUUUUUCUUUUUUAUUUCCUCGUACAAUUUUUCCUUCUUUCUUUUUUUUUAUUUCUCUUUCAAACACCAUUGCACUUUUUUCACUUCCCCCCCUUUUAUUCAUUUCAAUCUUUAGUGUUUUUCGCUUUCUCUCAUUUGCUGUAUUCUUUCUCGCCCUCCAACAAUCUCUCUCUCUCUCUUUUCCUUCAUCUCAGAUGUGUCCAUUUGCCAAUUCCACCCAUAAUACCUACAUUAAAUUAUUUGUACACGGAGACAAAAGCACGCACCUGCGCCUCUCAAAGUUUUCCAUAAGCAAUCACUUCGACGAGUCGAUUGGCAAAUAUCUUCACAACCAAUCCAAUCGACUUCAUCUACAUAGUUAA
Molecule: messenger RNA, 1518 nt
Organism: Acanthosepion pharaonis
Lineage: Eukaryota; Metazoa; Mollusca; Cephalopoda; Sepiida; Sepiidae
Source: the annotation of a GenBank genome assembly